This is a messenger RNA of Pseudomyrmex gracilis, 4999 nucleotides long. RefSeq names its product sodium/potassium-transporting ATPase subunit beta-1-interacting protein (gene NKAIN). NCBI's taxonomy places the organism in Eukaryota, Metazoa, Arthropoda, Insecta, Hymenoptera, Formicidae. The record is from RefSeq and is a predicted model, not a curated record. Gene Ontology annotation, biological process: regulation of sodium ion transport. The transcript has 7 exons. The coding region runs from base 305 to 2302 and encodes 665 amino acids.
AAGAACCGUGCAGCACACAGCAAGUCGUCGAAUUUGCUUGUCGACUGAGGAUGUCACGUGACAUCUUCGCCUAAGGUAUUAGGAGGGUGGAAGAUCGGUUACACGUGCAGCAGUGGUGGCAGUUGUACGUCGGCCGUGACGAGGAUACAAGUGUCUGUAUGAGAGCAAGACGGACAGAUCGAAAUGGCGGCUAUGAUGUACAAAAACGUGCCGUCGUAGUGAUGAAGUGUGCGAAAAUUGCUCCGAUCGUCGUUCUCUUCGAAAUUCUGCCGUGAGAUCCGUUCUCGUGGCACGGCCAAAUGACAUGGGAAUUUGCAGUAGAAGGCACUUUCUACUAACGAUAUGCAGCCUGCAAUUAAUUACUACUAUAGAACGGCAAGUUUUCGAUUCUCUGGGGUUUAUGUGGGCCCCGAUACUGGUCAACUUCUUCAACAUCAUCUUCGUAAUUUUAGGAUGUUUUGGGGCCUUUCAAUAUAGACCUAAAUAUAUCAUAGUAUAUUGUGUGUGGAAUACACUUUGGCUAGGAUGGAAUAUAUUUAUGAUAUGUUUUUACCUCAACGUAGGAAUAUUGGAUAAAGAUAGCGAUAUUCUCAAUCUUGGUACUGGUAGUUUUUCAUGGUGGUACGUAAACGGGCCAGGUUGCAAAGCCGUUUACAACGUGACAGAACCGGAGCUUUUUAGGCCGGCGCGUCCCACCAAUGUAACGGACUGCGUACUGGACUACGAAGUGAUCGAAAUUUUACAUGCCGCGACGCAAUGCGUGUUAGGUUUUAUGGCGAUCGUCGGUGGGAUCUGUCUCAGUAAAGUGUUCCUUGAGGAAGAUGACAGCUUUGACUUUGUUGGAGGUGAUGACUUUGGGUUGGCGGAACACACGGUGGUGCAUCCUAUGUACGUUAGCUACACGACUCUUCCCGCCUACUCUUACAAAAAUUCCCAAAACACUUAUCCGACCAGCACAGUUAGCCCACAUCAAUCCGUUUAUCGUGAGUCGAGUUUUUCAAAAAAAUGUGGGAGCGAGAAAUUGCUAGGAGGCGGUUCCGGUCUCAGGAACGACACGAUUCGUAGUAACAACAGCAGUCGCGUGUCUAAUCGCGAUUUUCCAAAUGUCGAUCAUUCGAUGGUCGAUUACAUGAGUCUGAACCACAUGCAGCGGCCCGUGUCACCCGUAUACGACGAAUACGAUUCGUUGGAUAGCAACGCCAAGCUGCGAUUUCAGAAAAACAAACUGUACUAUCCGCACUCGUCAAGGUACAGUCCGGUCGCGCGUGUUAAAUCGCGUUCAGCCGCGGCUACCAAGCAGACGAGAAACCCAGUCAAACCCCGUGUCUUUAUCGAUCACGUGCGCGAUCUACCUCUGAGAUCGUUCUAUUCCGAUCCGAAAUUGGCCAUUGAUCAGCAUCAGACGACAUCAGACGAGCACGAGAGAUCAUCGUCUCAAUCGAAACGAGACAGCCGACCUCUGUCCUUGUACGCGAUACGAACUAAGCGGAAGAAAAAGCAGCCGCGGCCUCUGUACAGCAUCGAAUAUUCGCAACCGGAACCACCGGCGCAGGACGACAGCGUGUCACCGAAGCCGAUGACGCCGCGACGAGUGAAACGACGCUCUGUAAUCUCCCGUGACGGCACUCGUCGUUCGAGCACGCGGCGCAGUUCGGUACGCCAGUCCCGUCGCAAAAACCCAGUAAAUCGCAUUAUGGACCAUCAGGAGAGCCUGUACGCCAAUACAACCGGCGCCGCCUGCAUUGGCAACCUGACGAACCAGAAUGUGAACUCGCUGUCGCAGAACACGCUCAAUUACGAUCGGAUCUCGGUCGGUUGGGAUCGUGACCGAAGCUCUUCAGCGACCGGAAGCAACAAUUGGCAACCGGAGGCGGUGAAUAUGGCGGUGUCGUCAUCGGUUCUAUGGCCGUCAAAUAGCCAACAAGAUUCCUCCAACAACUACUCGAACACGUCGUCCGUCUUUCCAGCUGGUCAGAGCCCACCUGUCGAUUGGGACCAGCACGCAACCAGCUCUACACGCAACCUCACCGACAACUGGCAAGCAUCCGGUGGUGAACUCAACCCGAUGCAGUGGCAAGGUCAAAGCAAUCCUACGUUUCAGCAAACUAGCACGCAGAGUCUGAACGGGGAGGACCUGGAAGAUCUUUACAGCAAUCGACCGGCUAGCGCCAGGUCUAGUUACAGCAAUUAUCACGGUAUCAGAGCGACACCGCAGGUGCCAAAUCGCACCGACGUGGUUCGCCAGAGUCAGCGACAGUUCGUACUAAGCGGACCGCCCGCUUAUCAGGAUACGGUGAUCUGACACAACUCUUCGGAAAUAUUAGAUAGAUGUCGUCUUGCCGAAGAUAAUGUCGAGACAACAAAUUGCGAGCGAUAGAACAGGCCUUAUAGAACUUUCUACUAUUUGUUAAUCAAACACAGUACGAACGAGAUAUAAUUAAUUGUAGAUAAAAUGAGUGAUAAUGUCAGUAGAAACGAUGUAGUCAAAACUGUACUAUUUUUGAUAGUGCUAAUCGCACUUGCGACGCAUUCGAUUCACAACAAGAAGCGAGUAUACAAACGAGGGUUUUUACACAGAAAAGCAAUUUUAACUUGCAUUAACUUUUUUUCUACCGUUGUUGAUGCGUUCUCAAGUUGUUGUAGCCUCAGAGGGAUAGUUGUAUUAUAACUUAUUGUUUCGACGAUUGUAAUAUCGUGUUCACACAGUGCUGACGUCUCAGAGAAUUAAUGGUAGAAAACGAAUCGAGUAUAUCAUGAUUUCUGAGCUGAUUUUAGAGCUUUACUUUCGACAUAGUUCAACAUGCAACAGAUCUCUACUGUGUUGCAUCGUUACAGUAAGAAAUGUAACGUUUAAGGGUUUUAAGGAGACAUACAGUCUGGUCUCUUUUGAUUGUUUUUUGUCUCGCAAUAUUAUUUUAAAACGUAAUCCAUUAGAAAUGUAUGCUUACGUCGUUACUUAAUCUGCCGACUUACAAGAAAACCUCGCCAAUCCGUAAAUUCUGAUUUUAAUAAAACUUUUUUUUCCAAUGUGUGUUUUUAUGUGUGUAUGUGUUAAACACAUAAAUUUAGGAAUUACUCUUGCAAUUAGUUUUGGUGUAGCACUAAAGAGAGAUUUCUAUAUUUAUUUUCUUUAUUUAUUUCUCUGUACACAAACACAUAUAACACAUGGUUAAAUAAAGUUCUUAUUACAAUCGGAAUUUAGUUAGUGUAAGCGUUAAUUGACGAUAAGUUCGAUGUGACAUAAGACUGUUUUUUUGAAAAUGAUGUAAGCUGACUGUCGGUAAAAUUAAAAUCGAUGCGCAGAUGUAAUAAUGUAUCAAUGAGACUUACGUCACUUUUAAAGUAGACAGCUCGUUUAUGAUUAUAAAGAAGGUUGCCUUUACUCUCAGGAUAGAUCUAUUGGAGUAGUGACAUAUCACAAACAAACAAAAAAUUAAUGUACUUAAAAUUUGUAGAAAGAAAACUUAAAUGUAGACGAGAGAAAAUUCUAUCAGCACUAGAAUUUUCUCUUUUUCACUUUUUGUCUUAUUGUCAAUAUUUUUGUAAACACUUUUUCUCUCUGCCAUCCUAUUUAUAUCGUAGAAUGAGAAGAUUCUUUGUCGUGUUAUCUUCUAUGCAUAAAAUCAAAACGUAUUAUAUCGCGUAUUGUAUAAAAAUAUACAUUUAUAAUAUCACCUGUAUUACUCUCUUACAAAUACUUUUUUGAUUUGAUUACAUUGUACAAAGAAGAUAAUCGAGUUUAUUUAUCGAUUUCUUCAAAGUGCAAUCUACAAUUUAUAUAUAUUUUUCCUACAUAUGACAAUUUGAGAUAAAAAAUAAUCUUUAUGUUUUUUGAGAUUUAUGAUAUUUUUGAGAAUUGAUAAUUUUUUUUUUUAAUAUUUUUACACCUAGUGUCUAUUUGUUAUAUUCAUAUUCAUUUACACGCACGUAAUGUACACGGUUAAAUAUAUACGUUAUAAAGAUAAAAUAUGAGAGAAAGAGAGACAGAGAGAGACAGAUAGUCUUCCAAUUGUUACAAAUUAAAUAUCACAAAUUUUAGAAGAUUAAAAUGCAAUUUGCGUUGUGUGUAAUCAUUAACAAAUGAUAACAUAUAGAACGGCAAUAAUCACGUAUUGUAUAAUAAUAAUCGCGUGCAAUACUAUUUCUGACAGAAGAUAAUGAAUGUCAUAUAAAUUCGAAUAUAAAUUUAUAAGAAGUUUGCGCAAGAUGUAUAGCCAUGAUAUGGAUUUUUUAUAAACAAAAAACUUACAUUGUUUUAUAUUAAUUUUUAAAUUAACUAGUUUUUGGAUAUGUAUUCUUUACUUCUUAUAUACAUAUACAAAAAACUUAUUACAUCUAUAAGUACGUCGAGACUUUUGGAGAAGAAGAAACAUAUAAACACACCAAAGUAUUAAAUAUCGAUAUAUACAUAUAUAAGAUAUAUCAACUGUAAAACUGCCUCAUAUCUUUUUGGAUUUUUAUUGUAUAAUCUAGUAGAAUUAGUUCUGUCACUCUUUGAAAAUACGUACUUAACUAGAUUCAUAGUUAAUCUUGAAUAUUUCUAGAAAGAAGAUAGAGAAAUGAAAGAAAGAUUUGGAGAGAGAAUCUUACAUAGUUUUAUAAUUAUAAUUAUCACAUAAUUUUUAAUCGGUUGCUAUUUAUAAAUAUAGUAAUAGCUUUAAACGUAAGACAAAAUUAUAUGCGAUCAAUAAAAUUUUAUAAUCAACGUGAAUUAAAACAUAUAAAAUUAUAUUGAUCGCAAAGUGAAUGCAGCGUAAUACAUCACACUUUAAUUUUUACUAAGAUAAUUUUAUUCACAUAUCACAUCUUAUGGUUUUAAAUAUGACAACAAUUUGUCGGUAAUUUUGUUAACGACGAAUCUUUGUCACAUUUGAAAUAAUUAAUUGUUCUAUUAAAUAUUAAUAAUUAAUUGUUUUAUUAAAUUUUAAAAGCGACUCACAAUUCACACAAUAUGACAAUUUUAAACUUAAUUCGAAAUUCACUGUUAUCCUGUCAUUAU